This is a messenger RNA of Etheostoma spectabile (orangethroat darter), 530 nucleotides long. Its product is annotated as CMRF35-like molecule 9. The record is from RefSeq and is a predicted model, not a curated record. The coding region runs from base 110 to 505 and encodes 131 amino acids. The transcript is spliced from 2 exons. Gene Ontology annotation, cellular component: plasma membrane. NCBI's taxonomy places the organism in Eukaryota, Metazoa, Chordata, Actinopteri, Perciformes, Percidae. Gene Ontology annotation, molecular function: transmembrane signaling receptor activity.
GGGCGUGAAGUGUUUGGGGGAGGGACUCCAUCAUUUAGAGAAGUGACCAGUUCCUGGUUUACCAGUGAAGAAGAAAGAGAGGCAGCGUUAAACCAUCAGAUCCUCCAACAUGAACGUGGGUCAGUCUCUGAUCUGCUUCUUCUUCCUCACACUGCAGGAUGGAAACAUCGGUCUCAUCAAUGCAGAAAUCAUCAAGAGAACAGGAACUGAAGGAGGAGACAUCACAGUUAGAUGCUUCUUUACUUUCCCUGGACAUAGGAAAAUCUUCUGUAAGGGUGAAUGUAAAGAAGGAGACAUUCUCAUUGAGACAGAAAAGGACACAGCUCAGAGAGGCAGAUACAGCAUCAGAUAUAAAGAAGGAUUAUUUCCAUUACAUAACACAGUUCUGUAUGUGAGCAUCAGAAACCUGACUCAGUCAGACUCAGGGCGGUACAGAUGUGGUUUGGACCGAUCUUCUUAUUCCCACCAUCAUACCAGGAGAUUGAGCUCCGAGUUCAGAGGGUGAGUUUCUACUGAGAGUCAUGUUAUUA